Messenger RNA from Mesoplodon densirostris (Blainville's beaked whale), 2299 nucleotides. RefSeq names its product coenzyme Q8B (gene COQ8B). The record is from RefSeq and is a predicted model, not a curated record. The transcript is spliced from 16 exons. Gene Ontology annotation, cellular component: extrinsic component of mitochondrial inner membrane. Lineage: Eukaryota; Metazoa; Chordata; Mammalia; Artiodactyla; Ziphiidae. Gene Ontology annotation, biological process: ubiquinone biosynthetic process. Gene Ontology annotation, molecular function: kinase activity. Bases 324 to 1907 code for a protein of 527 amino acids.
GCCCCUCCCGUCUCCAUUCGCGCGGUGAACCGCGAGCGCCUGGAGCUGGUCCAGGUAUGGUGUGGGGCGCCGGGAUCCUGGUCCCGGAUCAGUGGGGUCCCUCGCAGCACCCUCGCAAUUAACCCUACCUCCCCACGCCCUCGAGUGACUAGGUUAGUCUCCCUAUAACCCCCGGCGACGAGUCCAGCAGCGCGCCCAUUCUUCACGCAGCGCCGGGAAGGACUGUCGAAGAGUUGGGAAUUCCACUUGCAAGCCAGCACCAAGAGGGCAAAGAUUUUUGCCUGUAUUGUUCCGUGCUGUGUCCCCAGUGCCUAGAAAAGCAUAUGACAAUGUGGCUGGAGGUGGGGGGCCUACUACGGGGGACCUGUGGACAGUGGGGCCGGACUACUGGUCUGCCUUGUGGGGCCCUGGGGCCUGGGCCCCUCUGCUGGGGGCCAUGUGGGGGUCCUUGGAUCCAAAAACUUCACCAGGAUGGGCCUGGCAGGGGCCUGGGUGAGGAGGAUAUUCGCAAGGCACGGGAGGCCCGGAUCAGGAAGACACCCCGGCCCCAGCUGAGUGACCGUUCUCGAGAACGCAAGGUGCCCACCUCCCGCGUCAGCCGCUUGGCCAACUUUGGGGGACUGGCUGUGAGCUUGGGGCUGGGAGCACUAGCUGAGGUGGCCAAGAAGUCCCUGCCCAGAGGACGUGUACAAUCAGAAGGAGGCUCCCGGCCGGGCUCCAGCCUUUUCCUUUCGGAGGCCAAUGCCGAGCGGAUUGUGCAGACCUUGUGUACGGUUCGGGGGGCCGCCCUCAAGGUUGGCCAAAUGCUCAGCAUCCAGGACAACAGCUUCAUCAGCCCCCAGCUGCAGCGCAUCUUCGAGCGGGUUCGCCAGAGCGCUGACUUCAUGCCCCGCUGGCAAAUGCUGAGAGUUCUGGAAGAGGAGCUCGGCAGGGACUGGCAGACCAAGGUGGCCUCUCUGGAGGAGGUGCCCUUUGCCGCUGCCUCCAUCGGGCAGGUGCACCAGGGCGUGCUGAGGGAUGGGACAGAGGUGGCCGUGAAGAUCCAGUACCCAGGCGUCGCCCAGAGCAUCCAGAGCGAUAUCCAGAACCUGCUGGCGGUGCUCAAGAUGAGCGUGGCCGUGCCGGAGGGCCUGUUUGCAGAGCAGAGCCUGCAGGCCUUGCAGCGGGAGCUGGCUUUGGAAUGUGACUACCGUCGUGAGGCGGCUUGUGCCCAGAACUUCAGGCAGCUGUUGGCAGACGAUCCCUUCUUUCGGGUGCCAGCCGUUAUUCAGGAGCUGUGCACGACGCGGGUGCUGGGCAUGGAGCUGGCUGGAGGGCUCCCGCUGGACCAGUGCCAGGGCUUGAGCCAGGACAUCCGGAACCAGAUCUGCUUCCAGCUCCUGAGGCUUUGUCUUCGGGAGCUGUUUGAGUUCCGAUUCAUGCAGACAGACCCCAACUGGGCCAACUUCCUGUAUGAUGCCUCCAGCCACCAGGUGAUCUUGCUGGACUUUGGUGCAAGCCGGGAAUUUGGAACUGAAUUCACAGACCAUUAUAUCGAGGUGGUGAUGGCUGCAGCCAACGGAGAUAGAGACCAGGUCCUGCAGAAAUCACGAGACCUCAAAUUUCUCACAGGCUUUGAGACCAAGGCAUUCUCGGACGCCCACGUGGAGGCCGUGAUGAUCCUGGGGGAGCCCUUCGCCACCCAGGGCCCCUACGACUUUGGAGCGGGUGAUGCUGCCCGCCGUGUGCAGGGCCUCAUCCCCGUGCUGCUGCAGCACCGGCUUCGCCCACCGCCUGAAGAGACCUAUGCCCUGCACAGAAAGCUGGCAGGGGCUUUCCUGGCCUGUGCCCGCCUCCAUGCCCACAUCGCCUGCCGGGACCUCUUCCAGGACACCUACCACCGCUACUGGGCCAGUCGCCAGGCAUAGCCACUGCCCGAAGCCUCCUAACCAGAGGGAUGUCUGCUCCGACCCCUCAGAGACUCCAUCUCGGGAUUCCAGCCCCAUAGCAGGCCAUCCCCUGCUCUGAGGCCUCCUCCCCUCUCUGCUGCAGGUCUGGGGACCCACCUUGGGCUUGGGACUAGGGAACUCCAGCUUCAUAGCCCCGUAUCCUGCUCUCCCCACUCCAAAGGGAGCAUCCAGGAACUCCACCCAGCUAUUAAUUUAUGUCUGUCAACAUGUGAGAGAGCCUUAGGCCCCUCCGCACUGCCAUUGUGGAGAUCAGACUCACCUAGACGGGGAGCCCCUGACCUCUGCGUCAGGUCUCCCCCAGAUGUGGCCGGUGUUUGAACCUUCGGUCCUAAUAAAAGUGGCCCUCCCCU